GUAGUAGUUACAGAAUACAAAACGUUUAGUUACUCGCAUUCAGCUUUAGGUAUUCUGGUGAACAGCUGAAAGUUGAAACGUCGUUACAUUUGUUGGUGUCCCCUCACUUUUUUUUUUUGCUUUAUUACUUACUCUUCUUCUUCAUUACGCAAAAUGCUUUUAUUACAUGUAUAUAGACAAGUGAAACUGCAACUACAUAUAUAGAGUGAAAGAGACAGAGAAUUCUGUGUGUGUGUUUUUAAUCUGUGUACAUAGAGAGAAAGAGAGGUCUUUAGUUUGAUUGAUUAUGGCUUCGAAGCUUUUAAUGAUCACUGUCUUUGUUUUCGAUCUGAUUGCUUUUGCUUUGGCUGUUGCUGCUGAACAGAGAAGGAGCACUGCCACGAUCCAAACAGACAGUGAGCAGGUAUAUAGCUAUUGUGUCUAUGACUCUGACAUUUCUACUGGAUUUGGCGUUGGUGCUUUCUUAUUCCUCACGGUUAGUCAAGUCCUUAUAAUGGUUGCGAGCAGUUGCUUCUGUUGUGGAAAGGCUUUGAGCCCUGGUGGUUCAAGGGGUUGUGCUGUUCUUUUAUUCAUCAUAUGCUGGGUUACAUUUUUCAUUGCCGAGGUGUGCUUGUUGGCUGGUUCGGUUAGGAAUGCUUACCACACAAAGUAUAGAUCUUCGCUCUUGUUUAAUGAUAAGCCUGUAUCUUGUGAGACGGUGAGAAAGGGAGUGUUUGCAGCUGGAGCAGCUUUCAUAUUCUUCACCAGCAUAAUCUCUGAGUUUUACUAUGUGUCUUACUCCAAGGCCAGGGGUAGCCCCAGGCCAUAUGGUGGAGAAGCCGGUGUGGGGAUGGCAGCCUACAAAUGAGAGCUAUCGCGAGUUUCUGUACUAAUACAACUUUUCAAAUUUUUAGUUGCAGUUUACUUCAUACGAUAGGAGUCUGGUUUUUGUUGGAGAAAGUCCUUUGUAAUACCAUAGUAUUCAAAAGGUCUUUGAUUUUUCCCUGCUGCUGCAAAAGAGUUUACAAUGUUUUUUUGGUAUGAAUGUACAUCAUAUAAACUUCUCCUUUGUGAGAUACGAAACUGAUAGAGGAAAUGUUGUUACUAAGGCAGAACAGCAUUUGGCUUUAGUGCUUCA
Molecule: messenger RNA, 1117 nt
Organism: Nicotiana attenuata
Lineage: Eukaryota; Viridiplantae; Streptophyta; Magnoliopsida; Solanales; Solanaceae
Exons: 3
Coding region: 287-847 (186 amino acids)
Source: RefSeq, a predicted model, not a curated record